Talaromyces rugulosus is the source of this 5199-nucleotide messenger RNA. RefSeq lists its product as uncharacterized. NCBI's taxonomy places the organism in Eukaryota, Fungi, Ascomycota, Eurotiomycetes, Eurotiales, Trichocomaceae. Gene Ontology annotation, cellular component: fungal-type cell wall. The annotation marks the transcript as partial. Gene Ontology annotation, biological process: trehalose catabolic process. The transcript is spliced from 6 exons. The record is from RefSeq and is a predicted model, not a curated record. Gene Ontology annotation, molecular function: alpha,alpha-trehalase activity; carbohydrate binding.
GUUGCUGCCAUGCAUGCUCCGGAGCUUCUCGUGUGCCUUCUCGGCUUGUCGUCGGCAGGCGCAGCAGCCCUGUCGCACGGCGCCCGCGUCAACCAGGUACUUUGUCUCGACAACACCGCCAGCAGCAGCAGCAGUUCGUACCAGACACGCUUCGCCGGCGUCACCUGGGACCAGCGCAACUGGCGCCUGCAGAGCCGCGUGCUCGACCAGGGCCACUACGAGGCGCGCGGAUCUGUUGCCAAUGGCUACAUCGGCAUCAACGUCGCCAGCGCCGGUCCCUUUUUCGAGCUGGAUACGCCUGUUGACGGCGACGUGAUCAAUGGCUGGCCGCUGUUCUCGCGUCGCCAGACGUUUGCCGGUCUGGCCGGCUUUUAUGACUCGCAGCCGACGACCAACUCGACUAACUAUGAGUGGCUCAACCAGUACGGCGAGGAGAGUGUGAUCAGCGGUAUUCCGCACUGGGCUGGGCUGGUGCUUGAUCUGGGAGGUGGCGAUUACCUUGAUGCUACGGUUGACAACUCGACUAUUUCCGACUAUACCACUACGUAUGACUACAAGGCCGGCGUCUUGUCGUGGGACUACAAGUGGACUCCACGCCAGAACAGUAGUGGCUCGUUCCGCAUCAGCUACCAGCUCUUUGCCAACAAGCUGGACAUCAACCAGGCUGUCGUCCAGCUAAGCAUUACGCCGUCUAAGAGUGGGAAUGCCUCAGUCGUCAAUGUGAUUGAUGGCUAUUCUGCGGUGCGCACCGAUUUUGUCAAGUCUGGCAGCGACGACGAUGCGAUUUACACGGCCGUCAGACCCGUGGGCAUUCGUAAUGUUACUGCCUGGGUCUAUGCUGCUCUCGACGGCGACGACGCCUUUGAUUUGUCCUCGGCGGCUCUGGUUAGCGGAAAGCCAUACAUCCACCAGAACGACUCGUCGAUUGCGCAGUCGGUCAAUGUCGAAUUCAGCGCUGGCAAGACCGUCACCAUUGCCAAGUUUGUCGGUGCUGCCUCGACAGAUGCGUUUUCGAAUCCUCGGGAAACGGCUAAGAAGGCUGCUUUGGAUGCCAAGAAGAAAGGGUUCCAGGAUCUGUUGCGCUCUCACGUCUCUGAAUGGGCACAGGUGAUGCCGGAUGGCUCUGUCGAUGACUUUACACUGGAAAAUGGCACUCUCCCCCAUGAUGCGUUCAUUAUCGAGUCGGCUGUGACCGCUGUGGUCAAUCCUUACUAUCUUCUCCAGAACACGGUUGGUAAAAACGCUCUGCAGCGAGUGAACAAUGCCCCCGUCAAUGACUGGAGUAUUCCUGUUGGAGGGUUGAGCUCGGAUUCGUAUGCCGGAAUGAUCUUCUGGGACGCAGACGUCUGGAUGCAGCCGGGACUCGUGGCGGCAUUCCCUGAAUCGGCCAAACGCAUUACAAACUACCGCGUCGCCAAAUACCAACAAGCCAUCGCCAACGUCAAGACGGCGUAUGUGAGCUCGCAGAAUGAGACUGUCUUUUCUCCCGACGCGGCAAUCUUCCCUUGGACAAGUGGACGGUAUGGAUCCUGCACUGGAACUGGCCCCUGCUGGGACUACGAGUAUCACCUGAACGGUGACAUUGCCAUUUCACUGGUCAACCAGUGGGUGGUAAGCGGCGAUAUGGAGACGUUCCAAAACGAGCAUUUCCCCAUCUACAAUUCAGUUGCUACCGUGUAUGGCGACUUGUUGAAGAAGAACGGGAGCUACUACACGCUGGCGAACAUGACGGACCCUGACGAGUAUGCCAACAACAAGGACGCCGGAGGAUAUACAAUGCCGCUCAUUGCAAACACGCUGCUAAAUGCCAACGCAUUCCGCCGCCAGUUUGGCAAGGAUGAAAAUGCAACAUGGAACGAAAUGGCAGCGAACGUGCUGAUUAUCCGGGAGAACGACGUAACUCUGGAGUAUACCACGAUGAACAACAGCGUUGCGGUCAAGCAGGCGGACGUGGUUUUGAGGACUUUCCCUCUGGACUACACUGCCAAUUACUCGUCUAGUGAUGCUUUGAAUGAUCUUGAUUAUUACGCUUUGAAACAGUCGCCCGAUGGCCCUGGCAUGACAUAUGCUAUUUUCUCGAUCGUCGCCAACGAUGUCUCACGCUCGGGAUGCUCCGCGUACACGUAUGCGCAGUAUUCCUAUGAACCGUAUGCUCGCGCGCCGUUUUUCCAGCUUUCCGAGCAGCUGGUCGACGACUACACGGCCAACGGCGGAACCCACCCCGCAUACCCGUUCCUCACUGGCCACGGAGGCGCCAACCAGGUUGUUCUAUACGGAUAUCUCGGACUGCGUCUUGUGCCUGACGACAUUCUUCACAUCGACCCGAACCUGCCGCCUCAGGUUCCGCAGGUUACGUACCGCACGUUCUACUGGCGCGGCUGGCCGAUCCAGGCGGCUUCCAACUACACCCACACGACGAUCAGCAGGGCUACCACUGUUGCUCCGCUGGAUUCUGCAGAAAAGAAGUAUGCCAAAUCAGCAAUUUCGGUUCAGGUUGGACAGCAGUCCAAUAGCACGACAUACAAGCUGCCAGCCGACGGGACGCCACUCACAAUCGCAAACCGCCGAGUCGGCUCUACAAACACAAUCAAGGGCAACAUUGUUCAAUGUCAGCCAGUCCAGUCUGUCGACACUUACCAGCCGGGACAGUACCCGCUAGCCGCCGUUGAUGGAGCAGCGUCGACCAAGUGGCAGCCCGAGUUUGCGGCCAACGUGAGCUCCCUGACGGUGUCGAUUCCGUCUUCUUCCAACAAGACAACAGUCUCGGGCUUUUACUUUGACUGGGCGCAAGCGCCUCCAUCAAACGUGACUGUCGUCUUACACAACAACUCAAUCAGCAACCCGACUCUUUCUAGCUUUGGCGGAAAGGGCGCGCUGGUCACCAACAUCGACGUCAAACUGUCCAACCCGUACAACCCAGCGUCAAACGCAGACGAAAUUGUCAUCCAAGCGGGCAACACCACAAACCACACUUUCCCAGACCCUGUGCCGGCAUCUCGAUUCGCGACGCUGUUUAUACAGGGAAAUCAAGGGCUAGAUAAAGUGGAUGUGCAGAAUGGCAACGGCACGGGGGCGACGGUUGCUGAGUGGGCUAUUCUAGAGAAAUCGCCGACUCCGAGUCCGACUACAGUAUUUAGUCACCACCACUGCUCCUCAAUAGAAUCCCCCCCAAAAAAACUUGUAAUUAUAUUAUCAAAUUUCAAAAUGCCCUCCGUUCUCAUCACAGGCUGCUCCGAUGGCGGCAUCGGCUCUGCCCUCGCGCACGCCUUCCACUCCGCCGGCCUCGACGUGUUUGCAACAGCACGCAGCACCCAAAAGAUGGCAUCUCUAGCAGACCUCCCCAGAGUCACGCUACUCAAACUCGACGUGACAGAUACAAAAAGCAUCGCCCUUGCUGUCGACGCUGUCACAGCUGCUACUGCUUCCGCCGGUGGUCUCGACUAUCUAGUCAACAAUGCGGGCCAGGGCUACGUGAUGCCGAUGCUGGACAGCUCCGUGGCAGAUAUGCAGGCCAUGUUCGAGAUCAACGUGUGGGGGGCUCUACGUGUCGCGCAGGCGUUUGCGCCGUUGGUUGUUCGUGCAAAGGGGGUGAUUGUGAAUAAUAGUUCGAUUGCGGGUUGUGUGGCGCUGCCUUAUCAAGGAGCUUACUCGGCAUCCAAAGCCGCGCUUGAUUUCAUUUCAGGAAACCUCAAACUCGAACUGGCCCCGUUCGGCGUGCGCGUCGUGCUGCUGCGCACCGGCAAUAUCGCGACCAAUUGGUUCGACUCGGUCCCAGAGUGUAACUUGCCGCCGGGGUCGCUAUACAAACCGGUCGAGGAGCAGGUCAAGACGAUGGCAGAGGGGAAACACAAAUUUCCUACAAUGAAACCAAACGAGUAUGCGCGCAGGGUGGUGCGUGAUGUGCUUUCUGCGAGACACUCGACUGUAUUCUGGAGAGGCGCGCAGGCGAGUACGGUCAAGUGGGCGGUGGCGUGGAUUCCGUCGUGGAUAUUGGAAAAACUGAUAGUAAAGGGAUCGGGGCUGGAUGUUUUAUAUUCAGUCGCAAUGCACUUUCGUAGCUUGUUCUUCGUCCUCCCCCUGUUAGGGCUAGCCCAAGCUUGCAGCUCCGACGACGACUGCAGCCUCAACGGCGUCUGCCACAGCGUCAACACCAACAGCACCUGUCUCUGCGACGCCGGCUGGAUAGGGUUAGACUGCGGCCAGCUGGAUCUGCGUCCUGCAACCAGAAACACAGGCUACAACCGUACGGCCGAGGGGAUCUCGUCCUGGGGCGCCACCAUCCUCCGCGACCCCUCGCACCAGCCCGACGUGUUCCAUCUAAUCCACGCCCAGUUUGCGUUUGGAUGCGAUCUAGACUACUGGACUCCCUACAGCAUUAUUGUCCAUUCAACCUCGACGACCGGUCCCGAAGGACCCUACCAUUUCCAUACACAGCUAGUGGGCACAUUCGCGCAUAACCCGACGGUCAUCUACAGCGCGGCCGACGCCGCAUACGUGCUGGUGCACAUUGGCUGUCCGGUCAAUGUAUCCAGCACCAGCUGCGAGACAGUGCAGUUUAGCUGUGGGCCAGGCAACACGAACAACGGCGAGAGCGGCAUCUCGGCGUGGUCGUCGCGCGACCUCGAGACCUGGGAAUUCCACGGCCAAGUGAUGCCCGGAAACGCGAAUGGCACCUGGGACGCCGACACCACCAACCCAUCUAUUUUCCCUCUUCACGCAGAGGGCCACGACAUGCUCAUGGCAUACCGCGGCUGUGUCGAAAACUGCGGCGAGGGAGUCGAGCAGAUCGGGGUCGCGAGUGCACCCAGCUUCACAGGCCCUUAUUCCCGUCUCUCCCCCAAGGGGCCUGUCUUUCCCGAAAACACUGAGGAUCCGCACGUCUGGCGAGACAAACGCGGCAACUGGCACAUGCUGGUACACUCUCUCGAGGCCGGCGGCGGAUUCGGCUCAGGACCAAAAGUUGGACGACAUGCGUAUGCGCGAGAGUGGGAUGGCGAGUGGACGUUCAACAACAGUACGCUAGCGUAUAGCACGCACGUCGCGUUUACCGAUGGCACUGCGAUUGAUUUCUCGCGCAGGGAGCGGCCGCAGGUGUUGUUCAGCGAGGAUGGGCUGAUGAGGCCGCUGUUUCUGUCGAAUGGGGUGCAGGAGGUGAAUAGUUCGCUGAGCUAUACGAUUGUGCAGCCUAUUGGACAUUGA